GUGUUUCUGCUGCUAGACACAGUGCCCACUUUCUUGGUUUACUGAGGUCAUCCACCGCAUAUCCCUCCCGAAGACGAUGGCCUACUGUAACCGCUGCGACCGGUAUUUUAGCAGUGACGACGCCCUCUGGCAGCACGAGCGUAUGUCCAGCAGACACUGGAUUUGUCACGAUUGCGGCAAGGACUUCCCGUCCGAGCGGGGUCUCACGCAGCACUAUGUGCAAAGCCCCAGGCACCACUACUGCCAACGCUGCGACAGCCAUUUUGACACUCCGUAUGAUUUGCAGGAUCACUAUGUGAGUGACCACUGGUACUGCUCGCUGUGCAACAAGAUCUUCGACUCGAAGCUCGGUCUCCAAGAGCACAACAGGCAGAGCCACUGGUACUGCGCGACGUGCGGACGCAGCUUUGCGAGCGAAAACAACCUCAUGCAGCACAAGCGCACACACCUGCCCAAGACUGUUCAAUGCCCAGGCAGGAACUGCACCCGCGCCUUCGCCUCGCACGCCGAUCUCGUCCUACACUGGGAGAGUGGGACAUGCCCCUCAGGUGUCACCCGCCAGCUCGUCAAUGACACGGCGGCCAAGAAUGACCGCUACCGCCUCAUCACCGACGCCCGCCGGCUCAUCCAGGGCCCCGACGGCGGGUACACGCCGCGCGGCUCUGUCACGACAUGGGCAACGCAGGCUUCGUGGAACGGGAGCGCAUACGAAUGCGUUUUGUGUCACUGCACGUAUCCCAAGUUGGCGCGCCUCAACGAGCACCUGCAGAGUCCCGUGCAUGACGAGCGCAUGUACAAGUGUCCGACGGCCCUCGAGGGCUGCGCUGCGCAGUUCCGAACGCUCAGCGCCGUCGUACAGCACAUCGAGAGCGGCAAAUGCGGCGUUCGCAAGUUCCAGAGGCAGAUCCAGGGUGUUAUGGACGACCUAACGAGUAGCAUGCACAGGCUGACGUGCUGACGUUGAUCAGCCCCCUCAUUUGUACAGAUAGACCGUAAACUUGUAGCAUUAGAAUACACAUUCCGUGGCUAUAUCCUGUUUUU
This is a messenger RNA of Phanerochaete carnosa HHB-10118-sp, 1041 nucleotides long. RefSeq lists its product as uncharacterized. The record is from RefSeq and is a predicted model, not a curated record. The coding region runs from base 77 to 958 and encodes 293 amino acids. The transcript has 3 exons. NCBI's taxonomy places the organism in Eukaryota, Fungi, Basidiomycota, Agaricomycetes, Polyporales, Phanerochaetaceae.